AUGGCUGCCCCCGCAACCAAGAACAUUGGAGACCUCAGCGGCAAGUGGGUCCUGAACAAGAGCCAGUCCACCAACAUCGAACCGGGGCUCGCUCUGCAGGGCGUUGGCUGGAUGACCCGCAAGGCUAUCAGCUUAGCAACCGUCACGCUCCAUGUUAAGCAAUUCGUGGCCCCGCCGUCGCCCCCGGCCGACCCCGCCAACCCGCCGGUCACGCACGUCGAGAUCGAACAGACCGGGACAGGCGGUCUGAAGGGCUCUACUGAGAAGCGAUGCCUCGAUAAUACCUUCCGCGACCAUAGCGACUGGCUCUUUGGCCGUGUCAAGGGCCGGAGCUCGUGGAUCGCCACGGCCGACAUCUCGGACACCUUCCUCAAGUCGGACUGGUUGGAGGGCGAUGAGGAGAAAGGCGGCCCCAACGGCGAGACGCACCUCCUCAGCCACGUCGAGAGCUACGAUAAUGGCUGGACCGCCACUCAGAUCUGGGGCUUCAAGAUGGUUGACGGUGUCCGGAAAUACUGCCGAAACAUCAUCAUCGCCAAGGGUGACGAGCGCGUCGAGCUUGCGCUCGUUUAUGACUACCUCGAGUGA
This is a messenger RNA of Canariomyces notabilis, 588 nucleotides long. RefSeq lists its product as uncharacterized. The record is from RefSeq and is a predicted model, not a curated record. The transcript has 2 exons. Lineage: Eukaryota; Fungi; Ascomycota; Sordariomycetes; Sordariales; Chaetomiaceae. The coding region runs from base 1 to 588 and encodes 195 amino acids.